Messenger RNA from Zingiber officinale, 2018 nucleotides. RefSeq names its product pentatricopeptide repeat-containing protein At1g10270-like. Lineage: Eukaryota; Viridiplantae; Streptophyta; Magnoliopsida; Zingiberales; Zingiberaceae. The transcript is spliced from 2 exons. Gene Ontology annotation, molecular function: protein binding. Bases 60 to 1745 code for a protein of 561 amino acids. Gene Ontology annotation, cellular component: chloroplast. The record is from RefSeq and is a predicted model, not a curated record.
GUAGGGUUUUAUUUCCCGCUUGCGUUUCUUCUUUCCCUGGCCUGUAGUUGUAGACCGUAAUGUCCAUCCGCCACCUCCUCCUCCGCGCUUUUCCCGGCGGCGCCUCCGAUCGCCGUCUCCCCCACCUCCCCUUCUCCCUACUAUCUCUUAUUCCUUUCCGCCACUUCGCCUUCUCCUCAGCCGAGGAGGCUGCCGCCGAGCGCCGCCGUCUCAAGCGACGCCUCCGCAUCGAGCCCCCGCUCCACGCCCUCCGCCGCGACACUACUUCGCCUCGACCACCACGCGACCCCAACGCCCCCCGCCUCCCGGACUCCACCUCCUGUCUCGUCGGUCCCCGCCUCAACCUCCACAACCGCGUCCAGGCCCUCAUCCGCGGAGGCGAUCUCGACGCCGCCUCCUCCACCGCUCGCCAGGCCGUCUUCUCCGCCGUCCGCCUCACAGUCUUUACCUGCAACGCCGUCAUCGCUUCCAUGCUCCGCGCAGGCCGCCUCGAUGACGUCGUCGCCCUCUUCACCUUCUUCUUCAACCAAUUCAAGAUCGUCCCCAACGUCGUCUCCUACAACAUUCUCAUCCACUCCCACUGCAAAUCCGGCCGUGUUGAUGCUGCCCUCGACGUCUAUCGCCACGUCCUAGACAAUGCUCCCUUUUCCCCCUCAUACAUCACCUACCGCCAUCUCACCGAGGGCCUCGUCGCCGCUGACCGCAUCCAGGAAGCCGUCGACCUCCUCCGCGAGAUGCUCAACCGCGGCCACGCGGCUGACUCCAUCGUUUACAACACUCUCAUGGCUGCCUUCAUUGAGUGCGGCAACAUGGAGAAGGCUCUUGAUCUCUUCGAUGAGCUCCGAGAGCGCUGUCUGGUCUAUGAUGGCGUCGUGCAUUCGACUCUGAUGGAGGCCUACUUCAAGCGUGGAAUGGACAAGGAGGCCAUGGAGUCGUAUCGCUCGCUUCUAGAUCGGCAGUUCAAGAUGACCCCCGCCACCUGCAACACCCUCAUAGUGACCCUGUUGAGGCACGACAAGCUGCCCGAGGCAGAAAAUAUGUUUGAGAAUAUGCUAGACAACCACAACCCUCCUUUCUUCUUGGCGAUCAACACCAACACUUACAACCUGAUGGUGAACCAGCGGUUCAAGGAAGGCAAAUUCUUGGAGGCUAUUGAGACAUUCCACCGGCAGCCCGUGAAACCAUGUGUCAUGGACGUUGCUUGCUUCAAUAACAUCAUAGGUAAGCUCUGCGAAAAUGGGCUACUUCCAGAGGCAGAGAAGUUGUUUGCAGAAAUGCCUGAUAAGUCAGUUAACCCUGAUGCAACAACUUAUGGGUCUUUAGUUGUUGCCUGCUUCGGGGAUGGGAGGCCAGAUGAUGCUGUUCACUACUUCGAGAAUAUGAUUAAACGUAGUGGGGAAAGCCCUGGCUUCAGAGUUGAUGUGGGGUUUUACAAUAAGGUUUUUGAUGGACUGGUGAAGAUAGGAAGGACCAGUCAAGCAAUGGAGAUUUUUGAGAAGAUGCGGGAGAAGGGGACCAGACCAAAUCUGUUAAGUUAUGAGAUUUUGGUUACUGCACUGUGUAAUGCUGGAAAUCUCGACCGAGGACGAGAGUUGUUCGAGCAGAUGCUUCAAAGCUGUAUAAGUUCUACUGCUGAAUUGAAUGUUUUCCUAUUGGACGCUUUUGAAAAGGCAGGACGAAGCCAGGAGAUAGAAGGGCUACUCAUUGGCAAUUCAGGCAAUGUAUCUCAAGCACAGCAGCAGUAGUUUGAACUAGACAUUUCUACACCAAUUACAGAUCAAAGCCAAUUACUGCUAGGAAGUCAUUUCAAACAAAUGAGAGAACUGAUUCUGUUUCAGUUAUUGGACAAAGCAAACUCUCAAACAAAUCUGACUCUAGGGAACUGAAAUGCAUCACACUAGCGAAAAGGUACUAUGCAAUGGUUAUCUAUGCCAACCAUUAUAAAUGCUCUUAUAUCUUUAUCAAAACACAAGCCUGGAGGGUACAAGUCUGCACAGUUUGAACAUUUUUUAGUAUAU